AUGGAGAAUAGAUGCAUUCUAGCUUUUUUCAUCCUCAUUCUACAUGCAAGUACAACAGAAGCUGUCUUCAGUGGUGGUGGUGGUGUAGGUAUAGGUGUAGGUGUUGGUGUUGGUGUUGGCAAUGGAAAUGGUGGUGGUGGCAAUGGUGGAACGGUUUGGGUUGGAGGAGGAAUUAACAGCCCUGAGCCCCCUGCAUCUUCGGUGCCAAAGCUUGAAGCGGCUUACACAGCUUUGCAGGCUUGGAAAUCUGCAAUCACUGAGGACCCUCUUAACAUUUUAGGAAGUUGGAUUGGGCCGAAUGUGUGUUCUUACAAAGGAGUCUUCUGUGCAAAUCCUCAAGAUGAAAUGGUUGCAUCAACAUUCCCAGUUGUCGCAGGCAUAGAUCUCAACCAUGCAAAUCUGAAAGGAAUUCUUGUCAAAGAGCUCUCUCUACUCAGUGAUUUGUCUCUUCUCCACCUCAACAGUAACAGAUUCACUGGCACUGUUCCUGAUACAUUCAGAGACCUGGUGUUUCUGGAAGAGUUAGACCUCAGCAACAACCAACUUUCAGGUCCUUUCCCUGCUGCUACGUUGUACAUGCCAGGCCUGAUCUACUUGGACCUCAGAUUCAACUACUUCUCUGGGGGCCUCCCCGAGGAACUUUUCAGCAAGAAUCUGGAUGCAAUAUUCCUCAAUAACAACCAAUUUGAAGGUGAAAUUCCCCAAAACUUGGGUAGUUCCCCUGCCUCGGUGAUAAACCUGGCCAACAACAAGUUGAGUGGAAACAUCCCAGCAAGUCUGGGCUUCAUGGGUUCUAAAAUAAAGGAGAUUCUGUUCCUCAAUAACCAGUUAACUGGUUGCAUCCCUGAGGGAGUGGGGCUAUUCACAGAGAUGCAAGUUCUAGAUGUGAGCUUCAACUCACUUAUGGGUCAUUUGCCUGACACGCUAUCAUGCCUGCAAGACAUAGAAGUUCUCAAUUUGGCCCAUAACAAGCUCUCUGGGGAGUUAUCAGAUAUAGUCUGUUCUUUGAGAAAUCUUGCAAAUCUAACUGUUGCUUAUAAUUUCUUUUCUGGGUUCAGCCAGCAAUGCUCAAGGCUUUUCUUUAGGAAUGUGGGUUUUGAUUUCUCCCUAAACUGCAUUCCUGGGAGGGACAUGCAGAGACCUCAACCUGAGUGCUCUGUGAUCCCAGGUGGUAGCCUUAGUUGUCUCAGAAUCCCCACUCCAAGGCCUCUUGUUUGUGGGUCAAUGGUUGUAAGUAAGUCUAAGCACAUUGAUCCCAUUUCACCAUCUCCUUGA
This is a messenger RNA of Sphenostylis stenocarpa, 1275 nucleotides long. Lineage: Eukaryota; Viridiplantae; Streptophyta; Magnoliopsida; Fabales; Fabaceae. The record is from the annotation of a GenBank genome assembly.